Cylicocyclus nassatus is the source of this 984-nucleotide messenger RNA. Lineage: Eukaryota; Metazoa; Nematoda; Chromadorea; Rhabditida; Strongylidae. The record is from the annotation of a GenBank genome assembly.
AUGCAAGACGCAUUGACUAUAGGCGUCGAGGCGCUUGGUAUUGCUGCCCUUAUUCUCAAUCUUUAUGCUCUACAGAUGCUUACUCGUACAUGUCAAGAAAAGGUUGGCUCAAGGAAGCCGUACCUUAUUAUGACAGUUCUAAAUGUUUUGAAAGCAUUAUUGUUUGCGCUCUCUGCUCCGAGAGCUGUUACUCAUGAACAUUGCAUAGUGUACAUCGCUACUGGCAUAGUGAGCUCAAAUAUUGAUGGUCUUCUAUUACUGCUAUUUAAUUAUACGGAGAUGCUCCUGUAUCUGCUUACCAUACUGAACAGCUUCUUAUACAAAUACAUCGUGCUUUGCAGACCCAGAUAUUACUUCAUCUAUCAAUCUUUCUGGGUCACUGCACCUGGCCUGGCAAAUUUCGUAAUUGUCUUGAACUGGCUGAGUGGAGUGGUAUUACAACUACUGUUUCGCGGAGAACUCGACAAAGCUGAGUUACAAAAGCUAUCUGCGACUGCACGCUUGGCCGAGGGCAACAUCGAAAAAAACUCUUUUCUUGGGUUUUGCAGCCAGGACGAAGGGAAUUGGACUCAGUACAUAAUGCUUAUCGAAACAUCUAUAACAACUUCCAUCCUCUUCAUCAUUGCUUUGCACUUGGCUCAUCAAGUAAAGAAAAAACUCAAAGAGCCCACACUCAGUUCAAGGACACAAGAGCUACAAAACCGUUUGAGUAAUAUGCUUCACGCUCAGGCUCUGAACCUGGCCGUGUUGCUACCAGGUCCGCUUCUACUGCAGCCACUUUUCUUGAUCUGCGGGCUCACAACUCCUGCUUCACUUGUUUUUUUGGUUACGAUUUCUAUCAGUAUAUUUCACAUGGUAAACCCAAUCAUCACUAUUAUAUCCUUGACAGGUGCUCCUUUUACGAAGAAAGUAUCGCAAAGCACUACAACAAUCGUAGUUCAGACAGAUGCAAAUACGUUCAACAAAAAUAAACGGAAUUUAUAA